This is a messenger RNA of Penicillium concentricum, 390 nucleotides long. RefSeq lists its product as uncharacterized. The coding region runs from base 1 to 390 and encodes 129 amino acids. The record is from RefSeq and is a predicted model, not a curated record. NCBI's taxonomy places the organism in Eukaryota, Fungi, Ascomycota, Eurotiomycetes, Eurotiales, Aspergillaceae. The transcript has a single exon.
AUGGCUUGGUGGGACAGUUCCGCGCCCGGCUACAUCGAGAAUCUCAUGCCAACCUACAUAAAAGAGAUCUGCGAGUUCCGAUCAGAAGUCGAGUGUCAGAUUGAUAUCUUGGUCAACUAUCCGGGCCAUCAGCAAUUAGUGAGCGAGAAACUCAUUCGGACUGCUCGAUCCAUGCGCAAGAUCAAAACAUUGGCAUCUGAUAUCUCGGUGUAUCUGCCGAGUCACGAAUUCGUUGCUGCUGCACGCCCUGGGUUCUACCAGACGACUUUUCCUCGAGUUUGUGAUUUUAUCGAGCAAACUAUGAUUGAGCUUAGCAAGGCUCUGGUGGAUUAUCCGGAGUGUGACGAGGAUGUUGCCUCUCAGCUUCAGGAUUUGUUGAAUACUAUGUAG